CUUCCUGCACAGGGGGAGAGAGUCAGACAUCCUUCAUCUUGUGGUUGUGCUCAUUUCUACAACCUUGGGGUCCAUAAGAACAUGUCGCUUGUGAAUGGAAAGUCUACUCAGCUCAAACGCUUCACUCGCCAUCAAGGUCAACUUCAUAUUCACCAAGAGCAAGAGAAAAGAUGUUUUGUUGAUUUCAAUAUAUCUGACUUCUUCACUGUGCUUUGCCCUCAGGGAUCCAUCACAACCAAAAUGAAUCCCAAGGAAGAAAAAGUAAAGAUAAUUACAGAGGAGUUCCUUGAAAAUGAGGAGAAUGCUCAUGUGGGAAGACAGAAGAAGAGCUCAAAGGAUAAAAGACAAAAAAGAAAAAAACAGUCACCAACUGCUGAUCCUGAAGAGAUGGUGUCUCAAAAACCCUAUGAUGAAAACCAGCAGGAAUCCACACGGGAAGAGCCUGAGACGCGCCUCCUGAGCAUGACAACCCGGCGAGGCCCACGAAGCUUACCUCCAAUUCCUGCAGCUUCCAGAACAAGCUUUGCAGAAUUUUCCAUGAGGGAACGCAUGAGGGAGAAAUUACAAGCUGCAAGGUCCAAAGCAGAAAGUGCUUUACUGCAGGAAAUUCCCACCCCACGACCUAGGCGCUUACAAAGUCCCCGUGAGAAAGAAUCGGAGACUGAAUUUGGCAUGGAGCCAGGUAAAGAGGUGUUAAGGGCUCAACAAGAAGAUAACUCUCAAAGUCAUUCAAGAGUCAACUUAUAUCAUCUGAAAUUGCUAUUGCUCUCUUCUUCUUAGGUUCCACCUGGCUUCCCUUCUGCAGAAGAGGCCUAUAACUUCUUUACUUUCAACUUUGACCCUGAACCAGAGGAACCAGAGGAAAAACCAAACGCAAAAAAUAGAGACGAAGCUAAUCAAGAGGAGGAGGAAGGGGAGGAAGAAGAACCACCUGUGCAAGAAGGAGUAAACAAAACGGACGAAGAGGAACCGCUCAAUGAUAAAGACGACGAGGACUUCCUGUUGGGCUUAGAUCAUACGGCUGAAGAUUUUGUGGCAGUCAGACCUGCAGAUUAUGAAAGCGUCCAGGUUCGGAUGCAGAUGGAAAAAGAAAUCCUGUUCAUACCCAGUAGUCUGACAGACUCGUAUUAUAUCUGUAGGCAAACAAGAAAACUACGUGACGCGGAACAAGAAAAAGAUAGAACAUUGCUUAAGACCAUCAUAAAAGUUUGGAAAGAGAUGAAAUCCCUUCGAGAGUUUCAGAGGUUUACAAAUACACCAUUGAAACUUGUCUUGAGAAGGGAAAAGGUUGACCAGAAAGCAGAUGAAGAAGCAUAUGAAGCAGAAAUCCAAGCUGAAAUAAGUGAAUUGUUAGAAGAGCACAUGGAAGACUAUAAACAGAAGAGGGAAGAGUACAGAACUGCACAUCAGCAGUGGAAAGCCUGGAAGAAAGCCCAGAGGGCCAAGAAGAAAAAAAAGAAACAAGCAGUAGAAGAACAUCCCGAUGAGGAGACCGAGGAGCCAUGUCCUGGGGAGCUGUGUCCCGGGGAGGAUCCUGUGAAACCCGUCCCUCCAGAGCUCACUGAUCGGGCAGUGAUAGAGCAGCAGGUGAGGGAGAGAGCAGCCCAGAGCAGGAGGAAGCCUGGGGAGCCCAUGCUGGUCCCGGAGCUGAGCCUGGCGGGGACCAUGACGCCCAACGACCAGUGUCCCAGGGUGGAGGUCUUGAGACGAGAGGAUGUAAAGAGGCGCUCGGUGCACUUGAAGGUGCUCUUCAACAACAAGGAGGUGUCCAGGACAGUCAGUCGGCCACUAGGGGCAGACUUCCGAGUUCACUUUGGACAGAUUUUCAAUUUGCAAAUAUUCAACUGGCCGGAGAGUUUAACGCUUCAGGUAUACGAAACAGUUGGACACAGUGGUACCACCUUGCUAGCAGAAGUGUUUCUGCCUAUCCCUGAAACUACAGUUGUCAGUGGAAGGGCUCCCAUUGAAGAAGUUGAGUUUAGCAGUAAUCAGCAUGUGACACUGGACCACGAGGGAGUCGGAAGUGGAGUGCCCUUCUCAUUUGAAGCUGACGGUGGUAAUCAACUGAUUCUAAUGACUUCGGGGAAGGUGUCCAACAGCGUGGCAUGGGCUAUUGGAGAAAAUGGCGUACCUCUAGUUCCUCCAUUGUCACAGCAGAACACUGGAUUUCGGAGUGCUUUGAAGAGAGCAGAUGCUAUCUCAUCUAUUGGCACAUCAGGACUGACAGACAUGAAAAAGUUGGCCAAGUGGGCAGCCGAGUCCAAGCUCGACCCGAAUGACCCCAACAACGCCCCUUUGAUGCAGUUGAUCUCGGUUGCUAUCAGUGGUGAAUCCUAUGUCCCUGAUUUCUUUCGACUGGAACAGCUGCAACAAGAAUUUAACUUUGUUCCAGAUGAGGAAUUAAAUAAAUCCAAACGAUUUAGACUUCUUCAUCUUAGAAGUCAAGAGGUGCCAGAAUUCCGAAAUUAUAAGCAAAUUCCAGUAUAUGACCGAGAAAUUAUGGAAAAAGUAUUCCAGGACUAUGAGAAACGGUUACGAGACAGAAAUGUAAUUGAAACCAAGGACCACAUAGACACCCACAGAGCUGUAGUAGCCAAAUACCUCCAGCAGGUUAGAGAAUCUGUGGUACAUCGUUUCCAAGUUGCAAAACACCACUUUCUUCUUUCUGAUUUGGUAGUAGAAGAAGAAGUUCCCAAUAUCAGCAUUUUGGGCCUAAGCCUUUUCAAGCUGGCAGAACAAAAGCGACCACUGAGGCCGAGGAGAAAAGGACGGAAGAAGGUGACAGCCCAAAACCUGUCUGAUGGAGACAUAAAGCUGCUGGUGAACAUCAUCCGGGCCUAUGACAUCCCCGUGAGGAAGCCAACAGCAAGCAAAUUCCAGCAGCCAUCGAGGUCUUCAAGGACGUUCAGGGAAAAGCAUGCUGCCUCCCCAACUACCCACAGCCCCACCCACAGUGCGGACUACCCUUUUGGGCAGGUUUUAGUGCGUCCUUUUGUAGAAGUUUCUUUUCAACGAACUAUUUGCCACACAACUACGGCUGAAGGACCAAACCCCAGCUGGAAUGAAGAACUUGAACUUCCAUUUAGAGCCCCUAAUGGAGAUUAUAGCACGGCCAGUUUGCAGUCAGUGAAAGAUGAUGUGUUCAUUAACAUUUUUGAUGAGGUGCUAUAUGAUGUCUUAGAGGAUGACCGUGAAAGAGGGAGCGGAAUCCACACCCGUAUUGAGAGACACUGGUUGGGAUGUGUGAAAAUUCCAUUUAGCACGAUAUAUUUCCAAGCACGGAUUGAUGGAACGUUUAAAAUAGAUAUUCCCCCUGUUCUUCUGGGCUACAGUAAGGAAAGGAACAUGAUUAUCGAGCGGGGUUUUGAUCCAGUCCGAAGCCUAAGUGAAGGCUCCUACAUCACCCUGUUCAUUACCACUGAGCCUCAGCUGGUUCCUGGAGAGUCAGUUCGAGAAAAGUUUGAUUCUCAGGAAGAUGAUAAAUUGCUUCAAGCAACGGAGAAGUUGCAAGCUGAAUGUGCCUUAAAGUUUCCAAAUCGUCAGUGCCUUACAACAGUAAUUGACAUAAGUGGGAAAACCGUUUUUAUUACACGUUAUCUCAAGCCUUUAAACCCACCUCAGGAACUCCUUAACAUCUACCCCAGUAAUCCCCAGGCAACUGCGGAACUGGUGGCUCGAUACGUGUCUUUGAUUCCUUUCUUGCCUGACACUAUUUCAUUUGCUGGUAUCUGUGACCUGUGGAGCACAUCUGAUCAAUUUCUUGAUCUCCUGGCAGGGGAUGAAGAAGAGCAUGCAGUACUACUAUGUAACUAUUUUCUGUUCCUGGGUAAAAAGGCCUGGCUCGUGAUGGGUAAUGCUAUUCCUGAGGGUCCCACUGCUUAUGUGUUAACAUGGGAGCAAAGUCAUUAUUUAAUAUGGAAUCCCUGCAGUGGACAUUUUUAUGGACAAUUUGAUACAUUCUGUCCCUUAAAAAGUGCGGGCUGUUUAAUAGGACCUGAUAAUAUUUGGUUUAAUAUUCAACGAUAUGAUUCCCCUCUAAGGAUAAAUUUUGAUGUCACCAAGCCCAAGCUAUGGAAAUCUUUCUUUUCAAGAAGCCUUCCAUACCCUGGCCUUUCCAGUGUUCAGCCGGAAGAGCUAAUUUACCAGUGCACAGACAAAGCAGCUGCAGCUGAGCUCCAAGACAGGAUUGAAAAAAUACUAAAAGAGAAAAUCAUGGACUGGAGGCCACGCCAUCUGACUCGGUGGAACAGGUACUGCACCUCCACUCUGCGUCACUUCUUGCCUCUGUUAGAAAGAAGCCAAGGAGAAGAUGUAGAUGACCACAGAGCGGAACUGCUGAAGCAGCUAGGAGACUACAGGUUCUCUGGAUUUCCCCUUCAUAUGCCCUAUUCUGAAGUGAAGCCUUUAAUUGAAGCUGUAUAUAGUACUGGAGUACAUAAUAUUGAUGUUCCUAAUGUUGAAUUUGCUUUAGCUGUAUAUAUCCACCCGUAUCCCAAAAAUGUUUUGUCUGUUUGGAUCUACGUUGCCUCCCUUAUACGCAACAGGUGAUUUUUUCAUUGAACUUUUUGUUAUCAUGUAAAAACUAUAAUCAAAAUAUGAGAAUAUUUUUAGAUUAUAUAGAUUACACCAGAAGGAAGAAAAUAUUUGGAAAUGAUGAAAUAAAUUUAUCAUACUUUCAUACUAUGCUUUAUUUAGUAGUUUGCCUUGUCUGUCAUUUUGAUGCUAAAUUCAGUGUAAGUCUACCCACAGUUCCUCCUUAUGCUACACAACUUCACAUCUCUAUGCCUUUGUACUUGCACAAUCUCUGCUUCAAAUGUCCUUCUCCUUCUUCGCUUGUUCAGCAGAGUAUCGAUCACACUUUUAAGACCCAGCAAAGCACCACUUCUCAACUUUUCGGUGGGGAGGGGGAACAGCUUUGCAGUAUCAAAUUUUAAUUUUUAACCCUAGACUACCUCUUAAGACUUCAUCCUAUGGAAAUACUGAGCAGCACACAUGUACAUGCAUGUGCACAUACUCAACACACACUCACUGAAGCAAUAUAGUAUUUAAAAAGGGAUAUAUUUAAAUAUCCAUCAAAAAUGAAGUAGCUAAAAAAAAGACCUAACACUAUACUAAGCUAUUAAAAAGGAUUAACUAUCUGCUGACAUGGAAAAAGGUACACAAAAUUGUUGUCAUCGUUGUUAGGUGCUGUCAAGUCAGUUCUGACUCAUAGCAACCCUAUGUACAACAAAACGAAACACUGCCCAGUCCUGGGCCAUCCUCAGAAUUGUUAUGCGUGAGCCCACUGUUGGCAGCCACU
Trichechus manatus latirostris (Florida manatee) is the source of this 5299-nucleotide messenger RNA. RefSeq names its product coiled-coil and C2 domain containing 2A (gene CC2D2A). Gene Ontology annotation, biological process: non-motile cilium assembly; protein localization to ciliary transition zone. Gene Ontology annotation, cellular component: ciliary transition zone. Lineage: Eukaryota; Metazoa; Chordata; Mammalia; Sirenia; Trichechidae. The record is from RefSeq and is a predicted model, not a curated record. The transcript has 32 exons.